Messenger RNA from Striga asiatica, 552 nucleotides. The record is from the annotation of a GenBank genome assembly. Lineage: Eukaryota; Viridiplantae; Streptophyta; Magnoliopsida; Lamiales; Orobanchaceae.
AUGCGAUCGAGUGGUCCAUUCAUGAGAUGGUCAAAGCCGGUGUCGUUCCGCAAGGUUUCUGAGAAGCGGUCCAGCGAGAUGCUGCCCGUUGCCGUUGGUCAAGGAAUGGAUAUCAUGUCAAAACGAAAGAAGAAGCAGCAGUCCUUGAAAUUGGUAUACCUACGGCAAAAGAAGGGAAAACGGUCGAAGACGAAGACAAAAGAAGGCAAGAUCAGACCUUCCCGGUUUUCGACCCCUACAUUCGAAGGCUUUACCAACGGCAAUGGGCAGCUGAACCCGUGGAGCAUUGUCAUUCCUCGUUCUUGUCCAGCUGUAGGGGCUGAACCUAUUUUGUCAUUGGUUCAGGGGUUCGACACCCGCAGCUUUGCCCGCAACGCUAGGAAAUUAACGGCAACUCUCGAUUCCUUGAUCGCUCGCUUUGGAACACCACUUCUCAUAAACGACAUCUCAGGACCGCUGCUCUGGUUCUCGUUUAAGACCCGAUCUCUGGAACACCUUUUCAAUUCAACACCCGAGAGAAGAUCCUGUGUCUACUCCGACGUGAACAAAUAA